Messenger RNA from Pollicipes pollicipes, 1767 nucleotides. RefSeq names its product NFU1 iron-sulfur cluster scaffold homolog, mitochondrial. The transcript is spliced from 7 exons. Gene Ontology annotation, cellular component: mitochondrion. NCBI's taxonomy places the organism in Eukaryota, Metazoa, Arthropoda, Thecostraca, Pollicipedomorpha, Pollicipedidae. Gene Ontology annotation, molecular function: iron-sulfur cluster binding; iron ion binding. The coding region runs from base 240 to 1073 and encodes 277 amino acids. Gene Ontology annotation, biological process: iron-sulfur cluster assembly. The record is from RefSeq and is a predicted model, not a curated record.
ACAAAACAAGCCAAACGCAAAUCACACAAAUAUUCAUUGGAUUAAUUUUAACUAUGAGACCUUCAGCAUUAUAGAAGCGGUCUCUGGACAGGAUUAUGGACUGUUGUGGAUGAUUACAUCGAGCACGACUCAAUCGUGAGUGCGAAGUUGUGGUUGUCGAAGUUAGGCUGUGGGUGUGGAAGUGGGUCGCCAGGAGCUGAGCUGCUACAGUAUCAUCCAGGCGUCGCCACCUACUGGCCAUGUGGCCGGCCUGCCGCCUCUGCAGUCGGAGAGUGAUGCCGGCUGUCCGGCAUCUGUCUGCACUCUCACAGUAUCACACCAUUGUUGGAGAACGUCUCACAUGGCACAGUGCCUUGGCCUUCGGCCGGCCCCAGCUGUGCCCUCCUCCGGCCAGCCUGCUAAACCUGUCUGCUCGGACCAUGUUUAUCCAGACUCAGGAUACGCCAAAUCCGAACAGUCUGAAGUUCCUGCCGGGAAAAACGGUGCUGGAGUAUGGCACGUUGGACUUCCCGACGGUGGCCACUGCUCAGCACUCGCCGCUGGCCAAGCUGUUGUUCCGCAUCCCCGGCGUGAAGUCGGUGUUCCUGGCGCCCACCUUCAUCACCGUCACCAAGGUGGAUGACGAGGUAGAGUGGAAAGUGAUCAAGCCGGAGAUUUUCGCCACCAUCAUGGACUUUUUUACCUCUGGUCUGCCAGUGGUGCACCAGGCAGCAUAUGCCGCUGAAGCUGGAGAAGGAGAGGAGACCGACUCGGAAGAUGACGAGGUGGUGGCGAUGAUUAAGGAGCUGCUGGACACCCGGAUCCGGCCCACUGUGCAGGAGGACGGCGGCGACAUCGUCUUCAUGGGCUUCGACGAUGGUGUGGUUAAGCUGAAGAUGCAGGGCUCCUGCACUAGCUGCCCCAGCUCGGUCGUAACACUGAAGAACGGCGUGCAGAACAUGCUGCAGUUCUACGUCCCCGAGGUGGUCUCCGUGGAGCAGGUCACCGAUGAAGCGGACGAGAUAGCCGAGUCCGAGUUCAAGAAGUUCGAGCAGAAGCUGAACGAGGGCAAGCCGGCGUCGGACGCCAAGUAGUCGCUCUGUGUGUGCGUGUGCGUGUGUGCGUGACUAGGUAGAUCGACGCGGUCGAGUGGCGGUAUCUGCGCAUGUUGUCCAGGUGAAGCGUGCUCUGUGCGAUUGUAUGCAGGGCGAUGCCAGUCAUUUGGUGUGGCCAGUGUGUUGAGACGAUCGUAGGAAUGAGCCAGGUUGCAGACGAACCUCACCUUCGGCCAGUGACAUGGGAGCCUCUCAGGAGGGUGGGGGACGGGAAAGCGCUUUUCAGAGCCAUCCUAGUCUGGCAGCGUUAUAUAGGACUAGAGCGUUAUUUCUUAUCAAACUUGCGAGGGUCAGCUGGCUCGUUACCCCAUCCCAUGGUCCUGGGGCGCUGCGUCUUCUGCUGAGCCGCGACGCAACGUCCCUCCGGUCGUGUGUCGAAGUGCCGUACUCUGAGAGCGCACGUGUGCGCCGCCGUUGUGACUGUUCUGAGGGUUGUGCGCUGGCGCACAGCGCUGUCCGUGUCGUUGGCCCGGUGCCGACUCUGGAAUAACAGGGUCAGACCGGUAGGUGCCGUUGCGGACUGCGGGCUUGUGGGUGCGGAUGUUACGCUGCUGGUUCGUUGAUGUGUGCCCUCGCUCUGUGCGUGCGCUGCUGGUUCAUUGAUGUGUGCCCCGCUCUGUGCGGAAGCAAAGGUGAUGCUACAGGUAGCUGUCAAUACAGACUGCCUGCGGUC